Messenger RNA from Solanum tuberosum (potato), 2634 nucleotides. RefSeq names its product putative pentatricopeptide repeat-containing protein At5g40405. The transcript is spliced from 2 exons. Gene Ontology annotation, biological process: RNA modification. NCBI's taxonomy places the organism in Eukaryota, Viridiplantae, Streptophyta, Magnoliopsida, Solanales, Solanaceae. The record is from RefSeq and is a predicted model, not a curated record. Gene Ontology annotation, molecular function: RNA binding; protein binding; zinc ion binding. The coding region runs from base 631 to 1836 and encodes 401 amino acids.
GGGAGUAUAAAUUAGAGUUGGACUCUGCCUCCACCAAUUUCAAAUUCUUGAUUAGCCUCCAAAUAGUGUCACUCAAAGUUCGAAGAGCUGGAAGAAGUAGAAGAAAGACUCGUUUCACUGGUUCAAAAAUGUCCAAAUCUGAGAAUCCUUCAACAAAUCCAUGGCCAUAUAAUCACUCAUUCGUUGCUUCCAUCUUCAACAAUCUCCUUCAUUCUCUCAAAAGUUCUCACUUUUGCAGCUCUUUCACCCAAUGGCAGCCUCAAUUACGCCAAACGGGUACUUACCCAAAUCCCAAAUCCUAGUAUAUUUUCAUAUAAUUCUCUCAUUAGAGGUUUUCUUGAAUCCCAUAUCGCUUCUAACGAACCCCUUUUCAUAUUCAAGAAAUUGCUCAAGAGAAAUUACCCGAAAACGAAUAGUUUUACUUUGGCGUUUGUGUUGAAGUCGUGUUCUAUUUUGGCGGCGUUUGAUGAGGGGCAACAAGUGCAUAAACAUGUUGUUCAAUCUGGGUUUGGAUCGAGUCCCUUUGUUCAGACUUCGUUGUUGAAUGUAUAUGCGAAAUGUGAGGAAAUUGGGUUGGCGGAGAAGGUGUUUGAUGAAAUUCCUGACAGAAAUGUGGUUGCUUGGAGUGCAAUGAUUAGUGGGUAUUCAAAACUUGGGAUGGUUAAUGAGUCUUUUAGUUUGUUUAGGGAAAUGCAGAAGACAGGUGUUUUGCCUGAUAAGGUUACAAUGGUGAGUGUGAUUUCGGCAUGUGCUAUGUCUGGGGCGUUAGAUUUGGGGAGGUGGGUGCACGCGUAUAUCGACAAGCAAUCGAUUGAGAAUGAUCUUGAGCUUAGUACUGCGCUUGUUAAUAUGUAUGCAAAGUGUGGAUACAUUGAAAAGGCAAUUGAAGUAUUCGAAGCAAUGCCUUUUAAAGAUGCAAAGGCUUGGAGCUCAAUGAUAGUUGGCUUGGCAGUAAAUGGGCUCGCGGAAUAUGCACUGGUGACCUUUUCCAGGAUGAAGAAAGCUAAGGUAGAACCUAACCAUGUGACACUAGUUGGGGUUCUUAUGGCAUGUGCUCAUAGUGGACUAGUUUCUGAAGGGAAAAGGUAUUGGACACGCAUGAUUGAGUCUGGGAUUGAGCCAUCUUUAGAGCACUAUGGCUGCAUGGUAGAUUUGUUGAGCCGCUCAAACUUAAUUGAUGAAGCUUAUUCAUUCGUUGAAUCUAUGCCACUUGCCCCAUGUCCUGCAAUAUUGCGUACAUUACUUGUUGGGUGCAAAAAGAACAAAAUCUUGGGCAAAGGUGAAAUUCUAGGUCAGCAUCUCAUUGAAUUAGAACCGUGGAAUGCAGAGAACUAUAUCCUACUCUCUAGUCUGUAUGCAUCAGUAUCAGACUGGGAGAAAAUGCGGUACGUGAGGAAACAGAUGAAAGACAAAGGUAUUAAGGCUAUGCCAGGAUGCAGUUCCAUUGAAGUUGAUGGUGUUGUGCACAAGUUUGUGAUGGGUGAUUGGUCACACCCUGAAGCAGAGGAGAUCAAAGAGUUCCUAAGGGAUAUAUCUCAAAGGGUAUACUCUGCAGGACAUGAACCUUGGAUUGCUCCUAUUCUGCAUAAUGUGAGUGAUGAAGAGAAGGAGAUUGCACUUUGUGAGCACAGUGAAAGGUUAGCUAUUGCUUUUGGCCUUUUGAAGACAAAAGCACCUACAGUGAUUAGGAUAGUGAAGAACCUUAGGGUUUGUAGGGAUUGCCAUGAAGUGACGAAGAUAAUUAGUAGAAUAUAUAACAGAGAGAUAAUUGUUAGGGACAGAGUUAGGUUUCACAGAUUUGUAAACGGAGCUUGUUCUUGCAGAGAUUUUUGGUAAAUAGCAUUCCAUUGAUAAUAUAAUGCAAAGACCCUACUUCAGGAAUUGUCUCUUUUUUCCUUUGGUUUUGGACAGGGGAAGGAGGGGUUGAGACUUGUAAUAAGAGAGUAAAGCCAGAGAGCUAUGUUGUCGGACUCUUCAAAAUUGUCGAGUGGUGCAUGUUGGAUCCUCCCAAAGUAGUGCAUUUUUGGAGGAUCAGAUACAAUUGCUUUUUGGAGAGUCCAAACAACGAAGCCAGAGAGAUCUUAAAAGACAUAGUAAGGGCUGAAUUUAUUAGAUAAAGGCUAGAUGGAAGAGGGCAAAUGUGGGAAUGAUAUUAGAUGCUACAAUCCAGAUAGCUUUACUAUAGAGAAAGAACUAAUUUUCCCUGAGGAGACCUAAUCAGCCUCAUUUUCCGACUCACAUUUCUCUUGCACAAUACAAAAGCUUUUAUCCAAUAUUUGGUCUAACCAAUGAUUAGGUUCAUUUGAGUUUGAAAUAUUACUAUAUGAUUAUUCUGUUAAAUGUCAUUUGUAUAUCUCCUCUUUUGGAACUGGUAUAUAGUCAUGGUCAGCAAUCCAGAUUCGUUGCCGAGGUUAAAGUCAGUGUCUGCGCCAUCAACUGAGCAUUUCAGCAGGCACUGGGAAGUGUAAACACCAAAGCAACCACAUCCCCUGACCUUAAAUGAGAUUGUUGCUUGUUGGAAGACGGGAUUUCGCUCAGAAAAGUCCCCACUUCUGAGGUAUUAUCUCUAUCCAUGUUCUUUGUUUCGAAGAACUAUUCAGGUGAACUUCAUAUUGAUCAACUGCUUGAACAUUA